AUGGAGCGCAAACGGAUAACCUCUCCAACUCUAAACGAACGCCUUGAGGAUGGCCUGAGUGAAGGGAUCUUGAUGAAUUACCAAUACAUGUUGUCUUAUCAAUGUGAACCGGUUGCUGAGGAACCCAGCUGCAGACUCAAUGACAAGUAUCUUGGUUCAAUUAACGUGGUCAUCACUCCGAGUGACUCGGUUUGGUCUGUUGGUCCAAGCCUGACAUGUGCAGCCACUUGGUGA
Molecule: messenger RNA, 234 nt
Organism: Opisthorchis viverrini
Lineage: Eukaryota; Metazoa; Platyhelminthes; Trematoda; Opisthorchiida; Opisthorchiidae
Exons: 1
Coding region: 1-234 (77 amino acids)
Source: RefSeq, a predicted model, not a curated record